Messenger RNA from Lontra canadensis (Northern American river otter), 1603 nucleotides. It is a transcript of the gene DNAJB2, whose product is annotated as DnaJ heat shock protein family (Hsp40) member B2. Gene Ontology annotation, molecular function: Hsp70 protein binding; ATPase activator activity. The transcript has 10 exons. The record is from RefSeq and is a predicted model, not a curated record. The coding region runs from base 244 to 1080 and encodes 278 amino acids. NCBI's taxonomy places the organism in Eukaryota, Metazoa, Chordata, Mammalia, Carnivora, Mustelidae. Gene Ontology annotation, cellular component: endoplasmic reticulum membrane; cytosol. Gene Ontology annotation, biological process: protein refolding; positive regulation of proteasomal ubiquitin-dependent protein catabolic process.
CCCAACCCCCUCCCCGCUGGGUGACAGGCCCGGUUGGCCUCGUCUGGGUCUCUAGUAGUUUCCGUGCCGCUGACGCAUGCUUGCGUGCACAGCUGGGUCGGGCGCGUCCUACGCAGCAGCCGCGAGCCGGGGCGGCCGGUGCCAGACGGUUCCGGCGGGGGGCAGGGGCGGGGCGCUGCAGGAGGCCAGGGACUCCCGACCGAGGAGCCCCACGGAGGCCCAUCUGACUCCUGACGAGUUGCCAUGGCAUCCUACUACGACAUCCUAGACGUGCCGCGAAGUGCGUCCGCUGAUGACAUCAAGAAGGCGUAUCGGCGGAAGGCUCUUCAGUGGCACCCAGACAAGAACCCGGAUAAUAAAGAAUUUGCUGAGAGAAAGUUCAAGGAGGUGGCGGAGGCCUAUGAAGUGCUGUCAGACAAGCACAAGCGAGAGAUCUACGACCGCUAUGGCCGGGAGGGGCUGACUGGGGCUGGAACUGGCCCAUCCCGCGCAGAACCUGGUGGUGGUGGGCCGGGCUUCACCUUCACCUUCCGCAGCCCUGAGGAGGUCUUCCGGGAGUUCUUUGGGAGUGGAGACCCUUUUGCGGAGCUCUUUGACGACCUGGGCCCCUUCUCCGAGCUUCAGAGCCGGGGUUCCCGACACUCGGGCCCCUUCUUCACCUUCUCUUCCUCCUUCCCUGGGCACUCUGAUUUCUCCUCCUCCUCUUUCUCCUUCAGUCCCGGGGCUGGUGCUUUUCGCUCUGUUUCUACGUCCACCACCUUUGUCCAAGGACGCCGCAUCACGACACGCAGAAUCAUGGAGAACGGGCAGGAGCGGGUGGAAGUGGAAGAAGACGGACAGCUGAAGUCAGUCACAAUCAAUGGUGUCCCGGAUGACCUGGCGCUGGGCUUGGAGCUGAGCCGUCGAGAGCAGCAACAGGCUGUCGCCUCCAGGUCCGGGGGCACACGGGUCCGGCAGACUCCUGCCUCCCGCCCCUCUGACAGCGACCUCUCUGAGGAUGACGAGGACCUACAACUCGCCAUGGCCUACAGCCUGUCCGAGAUGGAGGCGGCUGGGAAGAAACCCGCAGAUGUGUUCUGAGCUGGAUGUCCGGGAUCCAGAGCCGCUGCACAGUUCCAACAGGACAGCGCCCUCCCCUGUGCGCUGGGAGGGGACCCACCAUUCCUCUCCCUCACCCAUGCUAAGCGCAGAGCUGGGCCUGGGUGGUGGGUGGGGGCCGGGUGGGAGGCAUCCUUAGUCUUAGCCUGUGAACUCUUCCCUGGGUGUUUGGUGCUGUCUCUUGGGGACUACAAGUCCCAGAAUGCAACACACCCUGCCUCAUUUCUGAUAGAUCAUGCUAGGGGAAUCGGUGAGUGUUUGUGGAGCUGUGCAUAUUGGGACAUGUAGUUCCAGCCCAGGUCAGCUUGUCACUCACUGUGAGAAGGGGAGAUCUUGUCAUCUGAUUGGACUCUGGCGGGGGUGGUAAGAAUGUGGAUGAAGGGGUAGUGGACCAAGCUUCGGUUCCCCUGACACGGCUUGCUAGCCCCUGGCUUAGAGUGUACAAAUGAAAACCCUGCAGCAUCUGGGAGAGGCUCUUUUCCUCUGCGCAGUGGGAUCCGAUGGG